Messenger RNA from Ictalurus furcatus (blue catfish), 1487 nucleotides. Its product is annotated as fumarylacetoacetate hydrolase domain-containing protein 2. NCBI's taxonomy places the organism in Eukaryota, Metazoa, Chordata, Actinopteri, Siluriformes, Ictaluridae. The transcript is spliced from 8 exons. The record is from RefSeq and is a predicted model, not a curated record. Bases 262 to 1215 code for a protein of 317 amino acids. Gene Ontology annotation, molecular function: hydro-lyase activity.
CGAGUCACGGGAUUUGUUGUUGUAGAAACUUCUGCGCGGUCGCGAAAUCAACAAGACAAUAGAAACACGGAAUAAUUUUUGUAAAGUUUUAUGAUUACAAAUUCAUGAUAAAAAAAACGACAAAUUUGAAUAAUAUGGUCACUUUAUCGCGUUGAAGUAGAUUAAAUUUAAUCUACCGGACUGCAGGUAGUAAACCCGGAAGUAGUAAUUCGGCAGGUGUGUUUAUUUACUUCCGGACACGAGAACCUGCAGAGAGAGGAGAUGAGAGUGGUGUGGGGCUCGUGGCUCAGUUUGAGGAGACUUGGUCAUGUGUUUUCUGUAGGCUCAGGCACACGCACCCUCACCUCAGCCAACAUGCGCCUGGUUCAGUUCCGCCGACGGGGAGCCGAAGGAAGUGCGAGGGUCGGUGUGGAGAGCGCGAACGGCGUCGUCGACCUGAAGGCGUUUGAUCAGACCGUCCCGUCCACCAUGAGAGAGUUCUUGGAGCUGGGAGAGAAGGGCAUAGAGUGUGCUCAGAGAGCCAUGUCCAGUGGCAAGUGUGUGCUCCCUCACACUGAUAUUCAGCUCCUGGCUCCGGUCACCGGCCCGGACAAGGUGGUGUGUGUGGGUAUGAACUACAGAGACCACUGCCUGGAGCAGAAUGCCCCCAUCCCCACUGAGCCCAUCAUCUUCAGCAAGUUCCCCUCCUCCAUCACGGGCCCCUACGACAACAUCCACCUGCCAACCAAGAGCCAGGAGGUGGACUGGGAAGUGGAGCUCGCCUUUGUGAUCGGAAAAAAAGGAAAGCACGUGAAGGAGGAGGACGCUCUCGGUCACGUUGCCGGCUUCACCGUAGCCAAUGACGUCAGCGCUCGUGACUGGCAGAUGAACAAUGGCAAGCAGUGGCUUCUGGGAAAAACAUUCGACACAUUCUGUCCACUAGGGCCUGCUCUUGUUACCACGGACGCACUGAAGGACGUCCACAAUCUGGGGAUCCGGUGCCUGGUAAACGGUGAUGUGGUUCAGGACAGCAACACCAGUCAGCUGAUCUUUAAGACGGAGAAGGUGGUGGCGUGGGUCUCGCAGUUUGUGACUCUGUACCCAGGCGACGUGUUUCUAACAGGCACACCUCCAGGAGUGGGCGUGUUCAGAAAACCACCCAUCUUUCUAAAGACAGGAGACGUGGUGGAGUGUCAGAUCGAGGGGAUCGGGUCCAUCCGAAACACAGUGGUGUGACUCCUGCACGGCUGGCUGACUUUUAUCUGAGCUACGUGGAUGGGGAAAAAAAUCAAAAUAAAUCACUUUCACAGUUGAAAUGCUUCAAUAUCUAGAUGUUUCUGAAAUCGUAAUCAGAGUCGUGUGCACUAGAAAUGAUUAAUCCACAGUGCAGGUGUUGUGAUCUUCCAGGAGAUGGAGCUCUGUUGAUUAUGUUUGGGGAGAAACACUACUGUAUUACCCCAUCACCCCCCUCUCCCCCGUGUGAAAUAAAAGAUUUUUCCCCCCCCAGA